Symbiodinium pilosum is the source of this 1050-nucleotide messenger RNA. The record is from the annotation of a GenBank genome assembly. Lineage: Eukaryota; Dinophyceae; Suessiales; Symbiodiniaceae.
AUGACAGAGGCUGCCAGUGGCUACUGCGGGCACUGCUUCUGCAUCGGCUGCUUCGGCUGCUCCCUGAGCUCUUCCUUUCGCUGCCCAACCUGCCGAGAGCCAGUGGUUGACUUGGUUCGGCAGUUCACUGUGGAGCAGAUAGCUGCACACAUUCCUCUGCUCAAGGAUGUGGCACUGCAAGUCGGGGUGACCCUGGCGCAGAAGGAGUUGGAGUUGGACUCAAGCAGGCGUGGCUUGUCCGAGCUGGAGAUGUACAAAGCUAAGGCGCAGCGCCUUGAAGCAGAGCUCCAAGCAGCCAGUCUUCGCUUUGCUAACCUGCGCGAGCAGUGUGAGGCUGUGGCAGCGCUUCAAAAGCAGACCGAGGAGGACGUGGAGGAGUUGCAGAAGCAGAACCUCCAGCUGCACGAAGAGCUGCGCCUACUGCGCCAAGAGGCCAGGGAGUCCGAGGAGGCCCUGCAGAGAGCAAAGCUGCUUGAGAAUGCCGUUGUCAACAUGAUGGAGGAUUCGCACAGCAUGCUCAAUGUGGUGAUAGGCACUGGCUGGCAGGAGCUCUGCGAGCCAAUGUCAGAGAAUCAGGUGUGGCAGAAGCUUGGCUUGCACGCGGCACAGCACAGCACCUGCUCAAUUGCUGAAUUUGGAGUGGUUCGCGAGUAUCUGCAAGAUCUGGGCCAGGAGUGCAUGGGCAACAUGUCCCUUGGCAUCUCGCAAGACAUGCGGUUCAAACUCGAGUACUACGGCUCUAACCAGCACGUCUUCAAUGAAAUCGAGAUUGAAGGCUGCGUGCAGGUGGAGGGCCGCCAACUCACAUUUCUGGGAGUGCGCUCAGCCUCCUCGCGCCGCUACGACGGGGAAGGUCCAGAGGUACCAUCCGAUGAGCACCUGGCGCUACCUCCUUUGAAAGGUCUUCUGUGCAGCCGCGGCGACAGCACUUGGAUCGUGCUCUUCGAAUUCAGCGCGUGCGCUCAGAUCAGUAUCUUCAACGCAGCAGACAUCAUCCUGCUCAAAGAUCCAGUGAAGCAUUUCACCGGGUACCAAAGACUGGCCUGGUGA